AUGGCGACGGCGAGCGGACGGAAAUGCCUGGCCACUUUAGGCCGCUGGCGCCACCGGCGUGGAGCAGCCGCCCCUUCCCGGGCCUUCGCCGCCCUGGUGCCCGGUGUCUCCCAGGUGGAUAACAAGGGCGAAUUUCUGGGGAGGAAGCCCCAUCGCCAGCACCCCGGCAUCCUGCAGCUCCCGCACGUGCGGCUGCCCCAGGCCCUGGCGCAUGCGGCGCAGUUCCUGCUGCUGGAGAGCCCGGAAGCCCACGUGGAGAAGCAGGUGCAAGCCCUGACCAACUAUCUGUGGAGCCGGCAUUUGCCCGUCGAGGCCGAAGAAUUGCAAAGACAAGCUGUGCACCUGAAGACAAAAUUCCUGCAGAACUCAGCCGCAGACCCAGCUCAGACAGAGGAGAAACUUCAAGGAGCUGUGCUGAGUGCCCUGCGCAGAAGUACUUACCAUUGGCAAAAACUCAGCUACGAUAAGAGACUAAGUAUGGUAUAUAUGGCAGCAAGACUGGAUGGUGGCUUUGCGGCAGUCUCCAGAGCAUUCCAUGAGAUACGCGCUCGAGUUCCAGAGUUCCAGCCACAAACUUUGAUGGACUUUGGCUCUGGUACUGGUUCUGUCACUUGGGCUGCUCAUAACACCUGGGGCCAGAGCCUACGUGAAUAUUUGUGUGUGGACAACUCAGCUGCCAUGUUGGACUUGGCAGAAAGGCUCCUGAAAGGUGGUUCAGAUUCUAAGAAGAAGCCUUAUGUUCCAGGUGUCUUUUUCAGACAGUUCCUGCCUGUCUCACCCAAGGUACAAUUUGAUGUGGUGGUUUCAGCCUUUUCCCUAAGUGAGCUGCCUAGCAAGGCUGACCGCAAUGAGGUGGUUCAAACCUUGUGGCGCAAGACAAGCCAUUUUCUGAUCCUGAUAGAGAAUGGAACAAAAGCGGGACACCGCCUUCUCAUGGACGCCAGGGACCUGGUCAUUAAGGGAAAAGAGAAGUCACCUCUGGACCCUCGGCCUGGCUUUGUCUUUGCCCCCUGUCCCCAUGAACUUCCAUGUCCCCAGUUGACAGCCUCUAAGCCCCUAGCCUGCAGCUUCUCCCAGGCGUACCAUCCCAUCCCGUUCAGCUGGAGCACGAUGCCAAAGGAGGAAAAGUUCUCGCUGGUGAUUCUUGCCCGGGGCUUUCCAGAGGAGAUGCAUCGCUGGCCCCGGAUCACUCAGCCUGUACUGAAGCGGCCACGUCAUGUGCAUUGUCACCUCUGCUGUCCAGAUGGACAUAUGCAACAUGCUGUGAUCACUGCCCGAAGGCACGGCAGGGAUUUAUAUCGCUGUGCCCGAGUCAGCUCUUGGGGAGAUCUUUUACCUGUGAUCACUCCAUUGGAACGUCCUCAGUUCCCUGCUCAGGAUCCUUCUGAGGAUUGAAAAGGAUCUGUCACGAGUAUUCUGUCAAGCCCACCGGGCCAACGCGUCCUGGUAUCCAGGAUAGUGAUGCUGGUACUCUGUAUGCCUGUGUUUGUUCGAGGAUUUAAUAAGAAUAAAGUUUAAAAGAAUGAAAA
This is a messenger RNA of Echinops telfairi (small Madagascar hedgehog), 1529 nucleotides long. RefSeq names its product methyltransferase like 17 (gene METTL17). Gene Ontology annotation, biological process: translation. Gene Ontology annotation, molecular function: structural constituent of ribosome; methyltransferase activity. The transcript is spliced from 14 exons. The record is from RefSeq and is a predicted model, not a curated record. Lineage: Eukaryota; Metazoa; Chordata; Mammalia; Afrosoricida; Tenrecidae. The coding region runs from base 1 to 1395 and encodes 464 amino acids. Gene Ontology annotation, cellular component: mitochondrial small ribosomal subunit.